GACUGCGUUUGGACGCCGAGAAAAAGAUGGCGUCAAAUGACAACGUAUGGAAAUAUCAGAAAUUAAAAGGAGUUUGCAUGAUUUCCGGAUAGUUUUUUAAUUAAUUAAAGGUGUUAAAUAGUGAGUAUAACGUAUUAGUUUGUUGCGGGUGUGCGCGUUUUUUUUCUUUAUAUUGCGGUUUAAUUGAAAGUGAGGCCCGCGUUUUCGGUUCGUAUCUCGGGUUUCGGUAAAAAUUUAUGUCAGUGGAGUCUCGCAAUCACACAAAGGGUUAUCGCAUUUUUUUCAUCGUAAACACGUUUCGGGGGCCCAAACAGCUGCACUAAAAACGGGGGAUAGACGAAAUGGGUACGUAGCGGUAAAUGGCAAAAAAAAGGGAUCCGUUUCAUUUGUUGUUUCUUGACGUAUAAAUAAUCCGUCUCUGAUCUGUCUCUGAUGUGGUGUGACGACGUAGAGAGACAUUGCAAAAUUACAUCAAUGAGAUUAAUCGAUGAGAAUGACAUCGAGGUGCAGCUGAACGCCGUCAAUAUUAAGGAGGACGACCACCAUCACCAUCAUUGUUACCAUACUCGGAGCGCUUCAUCAUCGGGUAGAGUCAUUUACGGGACCACCACUACCAAUACCAUUGCAGAGCCACCGGCCCCUUCUCAUACGAAUGUUAUCUGGGUACAAAACCCGUGGACCCAACUGACCAGCGAUAAGAGCGAGAUGCCCGCCGCCACAAUAGGCAGUUCGCAACAUCCCAAUAAUGAAGAGUGUGGCAUCAGGGACGUUUGGGCUCAUAAUUUGGAAGAUGAAUUUCGUACCAUUAGACAGAUUGUACAAAAGUAUCCAUACGUCGCGAUGGACACGGAAUUUCCUGGUGUCGUAGCGAGGCCAAUUGGCGAGUUUCGAAGUACAGCGGACUAUCAAUACCAAUUGUUACGGUGCAACGUCGAUCUCUUAAGGAUAAUACAAUUGGGGCUCACGUUUCUAGAUGAAAACGGCAAAACUCCAGGCGGUUCGUAUACAACGUGGCAGUUCAACUUUAAAUUCAAUUUAUCAGAGGACAUGUAUGCACAGGAUAGUAUCGAGUUGCUACAAAAUUCCGGGAUACAAUUUAAAAAACACGAAGAAGAAGGAAUCGAACCGUUGGAUUUUGCGGAGUUGUUAAUGUCAUCCGGUAUCGUGUUAAUGGAUAACAUCAAGUGGUUGUCGUUUCAUUCCGGGUACGAUUUCGGAUACCUUAUCAAACUGUUAACGGACAACAACCUUCCACAGGACGAGUCGGAGUUUUUUGAACUUUUAAAACUUUAUUUUCCAACAAUAUAUGAUGUUAAGUACUUGAUGAAAUCGUGUAAAAACUUGAAAGGUGGUUUACAAGAAGUUGCCGAACAAUUGGAUUUGGAAAGGAUAGGACCUCAACAUCAAGCCGGAUCCGAUUCUCUUUUAACUGGAAUGGCUUUUUUUAAAAUGAAGGAAGUAAGUUGUUUGAUAACUUUAAAACCCUUUAACACAUGUUUUUAUACACAUUUGGAAAGAUUCUCUAAAAUAAACCUAAACACGAUUUUAUUAAUUAAUAGAUUUAACAGCAAUUAAAAAUCAGUUUAAAUA
Messenger RNA from Onthophagus taurus, 1590 nucleotides. The record is from RefSeq and is a predicted model, not a curated record. Lineage: Eukaryota; Metazoa; Arthropoda; Insecta; Coleoptera; Scarabaeidae.